AUGGAAGUGACAACAUUCUUCCUGGGGAUUUGCAUAGCAUAUGCCUUAUUUCUGUUGAUACGAUGGUUUCUUGAACGUUACGAGAUUGAAGAUCUUAAAAAUAAAGCAGUUUUUAUCACAGGAUGUGAUAGCGGAUUUGGAAAAGCACUUGCUAUUCGCUGCGCUGAAAGAGGUAUGCCUGUGCUAGCCGGUUGUUUACUUGAGAAGUCUAUCAGCGAGUAUAAGGAACUCUCUAAAAGCUACCGUACUCCAAUCGACGCAUUCCUCCUUGAUGUUACCAGCGAUAAGAGCGUUAUUGACGCUAAAAAGUAUGUGGAAAAUAGGACACAAAAGUACGGCGGUCUCCACGGAGUCGUAAAUAACGCUGGGAUUCUCGGCCACACUUUCUUUGACGACUUUCUUACGUUAGAAGACUAUAAGAAAGUGGCGGAAGUGAACACAUGGGGUGUGAUUCGAGUGACACAAGCCAUGAAAUCGCUUGUGAAAAAAACUAGGGGACGAAUCGUUACGGUCACAAGCGCAUGUUCUCGUGUAGGAGUUAUGAGUAUAGGACCAUAUACAACGUCAAAGUUUGCAAUAAGCGGAUACUGUGACGUCAUUAGGAAUGAGCUUCGAAUGUUUGGUGUUUCAUUGCAUAUAUUGGAACCGGGUUUCUUCAAUACUUAUUUGACUAGCACAGAAAAUGUAGAGAAACAGCUCAACAGUCUCUACGCCAAAUGCUCUGAGGAAGCGAAGAACGAGUACGGCAAGGAGUUCUUCAUCAAAAUGCGAACGAAAACUGCAUGGGUGUUGAGUCUAAUCGGUAGUAACAACAUCGACUAUGUUACCGAUGCUUACUUCCACGCUCUAACAGCUGUGUACCCAAGGACCCGAUACCAAGUCGGUUGGGACAGUAUUCUGAUAUACGCUCCUCUCUCGUUCUUGCCGACUCCCUUGGUGGACUUUCUAACGCAAAUCACAUGUUGGAUGAUACGGGUACCCACCCCGAUCGCUUUGACAAAAGACAAGCAGCCCUAG
Molecule: messenger RNA, 1017 nt
Organism: Necator americanus (New World hookworm)
Lineage: Eukaryota; Metazoa; Nematoda; Chromadorea; Rhabditida; Ancylostomatidae
Exons: 9
Coding region: 1-1017 (338 amino acids)
Biological process (GO): steroid metabolic process
Cellular component (GO): intracellular membrane-bounded organelle
Molecular function (GO): oxidoreductase activity
Source: RefSeq, a predicted model, not a curated record